Molecule: messenger RNA, 1542 nt
Organism: Rotaria sp. Silwood1
Lineage: Eukaryota; Metazoa; Rotifera; Eurotatoria; Philodinida; Philodinidae
Source: the annotation of a GenBank genome assembly
AUGGCCGAUAGUGACGGCGAUCCCUUGCGAUGCCGAUGGGGUCGAAAAGAUAAUCAAGAAUGCGGCAGCAUCUGUUCUCCAAAAGGUCUUCUCACACCAGAUCCAUGCGAAUUAACUUACAAUGCCACUCGACUUGGCUAUGCAGCUGUUGCUCUGGUCAUUGAAGAUUUUGACUCUAACAACAAAGUACUUUCAUCUAUUCCACUUCAGUUUCUUAUUCGCAUUGUCAAUCAAACUGUCAGCCAAAAUAAUUCAACCAGUUGCAGUCGACUACCUGUUUAUGUUGGUAACCGACCACAAGGUGCUUGUAUCGGAGUCAAAUCAAACUCGUCAGUGACUGAACAAGUUCAAUUUCGUAUUCCAUGUCCAAAUACAAGUACUACUUUAGCCAACAUUCUUACAGUGUCACCACCGGGAAUGAUUAGAGGACCCAUUAUACGAGACUCAUCUGAUCUCAAUCUUUACUCGAUGGAAAUUCGAUGGACACCUGAAUCUGAUCAAUAUGGUGUCCAUCAACUAUGUUUAACACCAGUCGACUCUCAACAACAAGCAGGUUCACAAGUUUGUCUCGUAUUUCAAGUCGAUAUUGAUCCACCUCGAUUUGUUCGUAUGCAUCCAACUGGAAUCGUACCUGAUAAUCAAUCAACAUGGAUAAUUGAAGUUGAUCGAGACAUAGCUCCGCCACGACGAUCGAUCGGUGUCAAUAUUCGCUUUUUCAAACGAUCAAAUAACCAAGAAGUAUACCGUGUUGAUGUUACUUCACCUUCUGUUGUCUGUUAUGCACCACGAAGAAUUACAUUUUACACAUUUGGCUAUACCUGGAACAAAGGUGAAGAAUAUUAUAUUUUAUUGGAUAGUGGAGUGGCCACUAUUAAUGAAUCAUGUGGCAUUGAGUCGGCACCUGUUACUGAUAAGAAUGUUUGGACAUUUCAAAUACCAACACAGACAACUAUUUUGCCAAGUACAACCACAAGUAAUUCGUAUCUGAUUACAACUGAAAAAGGAACUACAAUAAUUGCAGAGAAAACAGUACAAAGUACGAUGAUAGCCACACCGAAAACAGUACAAAGUACAGUGACAACCACACAGAUCACGUCAAAAAGUCCUACUGCAACUAUGCAAACAAUAACAUCGAGCGCAUCUCCUAUUACAGCAUGCCAUCAAUGGUUUCCAUUCAACACUAUUUUGAAUCUGAGUACAAAUGUCGAGCAUCCAACAUUUACAUUCUGUUUCAGUGUCAAUACAAUUUUUGCUGAUGUUACCAUAGCAGCCAAUACAUGGGUUCCAUGUUCGAGUUGGAAAAACUCGGGUGCUAGUGAUCCUCUGAUUGAACUUCAUUCAGAAAAUGUCAAACAACUUCUAGCCAAAAAUGACGAUGGAAAUAGUAUUCCAUCAAUAAAUUGCUAUGCUUCUGUAUUAAGCUAUCGUCUUCCAAGAGGCGAUUAUCGUGUAGUUAUCAGAAAUCCGAAAUGUGCAUAUGGAUACUGUGAAUUACGCUUUUUAGCUGAGGUACCAUUUGCACGGAUAGAUAACUCCACAUAA